UGAAAAAAUGCAUUUUUAACAAACCCCGAAAGGAGCUGCUUGUUAUCACCUGAUUUAAACUUUUCAAAUGUUUGUAAACCAGACUAUUUUGUCUGUGGGAUUUUUUGCAAGUUCCUUAAAUAACUGUAUCCUUCUUGUUUUAACUGUUACCCAUAACUUUACCUUUAAGCGAAUUUAAUGCGCCUACAAAAUUCGUUAUAUUCGGCGUUUAGACGAAUAAAAGUGUCGUGACGGUGGCCUUUAUAAAUACCACGCCCAACUCACUGUGAUGUCAUUUCCGCUUUUCAUGCGCGCAAGGAUGGAAAAGCACGCUGCAUUUGGAAAGACGACAGAGAGAGCAUCCGCCAUGUCUCAUCGUGAGAUGGCGACGAUGGUGAGACUUCUUGACAAAUACAAAUAUGAAGAUUGGCGGACAAUAGCUAAGAAACCACCUUUUUAUAAGAAGACCAUUAUGCAAAAGAUCGCAAGGAUUUUAAAGAAGCAAUAUGGAGUGGAUAGAGACAUCAGACAGCUGCAGAAAAGGUGGUCAGAUCUGAAGUGCAGAGAAAAGAAUCAACUUAAAAAAAUUCGUGAAACAAUAAGAAAAAAAUCUAAACAAACCAACCAUGACAGGACAAAAACGAACAAACACCCUUCUUCAGACAAACCAUGUCAAAAUUCUUCUUCACAAACAAAACCUGUUGCAACAAAAGGUCAACCUGCAUCUGCAGACAUCGAAGUUUCUCUAAAUUCUUCCAUACAAACCAUGCAAGACCCUUCAUCUGGCACACCCACUUCUUCAAACAUCGAGGAUCAUCAUAAUUAUUCUUCACAAACCAAGCAUGCCACUUCAAAAACUGCUGAACCCACAUCUGACAUUGGCAAUUUUCAAACUAUUAGAAUGGAAAACCCUGAACAAAACAAGCCGGAACCUUCUAUGAAUGUAGUGCAGAUAGAUUAUGGUUUAUCCCCAUUGGACUUUUUUAAACACAACUGCAAAAGAUUUUCAGAAGAGCUUAUGGAAACUUGCAACAAACUAGAACGUGAUGAUGCUGCAUCCCAGUGCUCUAUUGAUUUGUUCAGUUAUCCUUCAGAAGAAAUUGUUGAAUUGAAACAAGAUGUCAAAUUUAUUAAGUUGUUACUUCUAUGUAUUGCAAAACAUCUUUUCAAUACUGAGGAAAUAUCAGAUAAUGAAUGUGUUCAAGUUUCUAACAGUACUUAA
Molecule: messenger RNA, 1201 nt
Organism: Xenopus laevis (African clawed frog)
Lineage: Eukaryota; Metazoa; Chordata; Amphibia; Anura; Pipidae
Exons: 7
Coding region: 269-1201 (310 amino acids)
Source: RefSeq, a predicted model, not a curated record